AUGUUUUCCUUCUACGAUCAAAAGUGUACGAUUGAUACGCAGUUGGAGUGAAAAUUAUUUUUAGAAAAAUUACCUUUAUGAAGUUCAUAUAAACGACUUCAUUAAAUUCAUAAAGUGAAAAGCUGCGUCAAACUUCAGUGAAACAGCUGUAUUAUCAGCAAAAUUAUAGUGAGCUGCUAUAAAAUUGUGAGAAGUGAAAUAAGGAAAUCGUGUGUGAUUAACGCCAUUAACACAAAGUGAUUGUCACUAGCGCUGGCGUUAGAGACAGUGUAAUAUACGAAUUAAAUGUAAAGUGCAGAAAUGAGGACGGAAAUGCCGAUCCAAAAACAGUGCAUUCACCUUGCACUGAUAUUCUCAUUCAUAUUGUGCACAUUGGUGACAGCUGAUUACGUCGAAAUAAAGAGCACAGGCUCAUCGGUUAUUGGUGGAACUAUAAACUUCAGUGCAGUGCUAUACGAUGAUGAUCAAGUGGCGAGCACAGGGAAUUACAAUUUCAACUGGGAGGAUAAUACGCCAGCCGCUAAUCAUAUAAAAAUCAACACAAAAUAUCCCUACAGCAAUUGGUCCGUAACAUAUCCAAUGAAUACAACCAAACCGGGUGAUUAUAAGGUCACGUUAAAUGUUGAUAAAAACUAUAUAUUGUGGAUAAAUAUAGCAACCAAUCACAUUGAUUUCAAAUUGGAUGACUCCUUUGGCGGUGAUAUGCUGCUACUUCAAAAUGAUACUAAACCAAGGAAAAAUUUUGUUUCAACUGCAAAGCCGGUCAAUCACACAAUACAAUUGCGACCGAACGAUGCCAAGUUAAUCGCGGACAAAGCAUAUGCGGUACAGACUUAUUGGUUCAGAAAUUGUACUUAUAUUGGUGUUAUCGAUGGAUUGAGUUAUGUCUCGCAGUACACUGAACCUGAACAAUAUUAUAAAAUUGAAGCUUUGGUUGUGGCGACUUUCGAACCACCUGAACCAACGACGUCUACUACAACUACUACUACAACAACAACAACAACGCCAAAACCUACAACCACAACACCCAAAACAACCACACCUGCAACAAACACGACCACGCAGAAACCGAACAAUGUUUCAACAACGGCGAAAAUUCCUGCUGUAAAUGCCACUACUGUGGCGCCAAGACAACGUCAGCGUCGCGGUGCAGCUGCACCAAUACCAUUAACGUCACUAGUAGCACAGCAAGCAUUGUCCGUCAACACAAACAUGACUGAUCAAAUGCACGAUGUUGCCAUUUUGAACACAACAGCAAAAGCAGCAUCAAAAAAACUCGCUUUGCCCAUACUAAUGUCACCACUGAUUAUGGGUGGCGAACCACCAUACAAUUGUGUCACUGGGCAAUUAAUGGAGCAUGAUCCGAAAAAACUCACUGGCUUAUUCAAACAUUAUGUGGAAUCAAAAGCGCCCGUUUCGGACUUUAAGGCUAACGGUCAAAAUUGGUUACAACGUGGUGACAUGAUGCGCCUACAAGUGAACUGCAAAGGCUCACCUUCACUGGAGAUGUGUAUUCAAGUCUUCAAUGCUCCAUAUAACGCCACCGGCAACGAGACCUGUCGUUAUUAUUUCCCACUCGAGAAAUGCGAAUACAAUUACACCCGCUUUUUCUACGAGAGCAAAACAGUUUUGUUUUUCAUACGCAACGAUGUGUCCGAGAAGCUGAAUCAGGUCACCAUCAAUAUAUAUGAAGCAAAAGUGCAAUCGCAAUUGUCCGUUGUGGUGGUGCCCGUGUCAUUCACUUUAAUCGCUGUAAUCUUAAUCGUUUUUGGCGUCUCGUAUUAUUUGCAAUCGCGAAAUCGUUUCAACGUGGAAGUGGCCGAUUUCAAUUUUGGCGAAACACAAUCUGUCGAUAUGGAGUACAAAACCUUUCAGCAGCGUCUUAUCGACAGUAUACGUGAAGUGUGGCCCAGACAACGACGCUAUUCCGAAUUUAGUUCGGACAUGGAUCCGGAAUUUGAUCACAAUGGUCGCAUUGGGGGCUCCUUUGAUAACAGCGAGCAAAGGCCAAAUGCAGCUGAUGAGGAAAAUGUCAACAGCGCAGCAACAACUAGCGCUGCUAAUGGCAAUGCCACUAUAGAUAGCAAUCUCAGAUAUAAUUCAUUGACUUAAGUUUUGAAUAUCAUAGUAAUUCGUUUAUAGAAUUUAUACAAAUUUCGAAAUUUAUUCUUUUUUUUCGGUUUUUGAAUUUGCACAGAAAGUCAGUUCAAAGUCGUUGAAUUUUUCAUUUGUAUUUUGUGAUUACGUAUUUAUGUCGAACUACAAAUACACAAUUAUAUUUGUGUAUUUUUAAGUAUUUUUUAUUUUUUUGAAUUGGUUUAGUUACUAUAUGUUUUUUUUUCGUGCUUAGGGUAUUAAUACUUUUGUAUUCACCCGUAUAUUUAAUACUGUAUAUAUGAACUCAUGAACUGUUUAUUGAACGCAUGCAACUAACUAUAUUAUAAUUGUUAUUAUAUUACGAAACUACAAGCACUAGGCAUAUAUCGCUACACACGUUCAUCAAAAAGUAUACAUAAUAAAAUAAUAACAAUUUGUUAAGAAAAUUUAGAAAAAUAAACAAUUUCCAUAUUUGCCAAAUCAUAAAACAUAAAAAGUCCAAUAGUUGUACAAUUUGUAAUGAGAAAUUUUUAAUACCAAAAAUGCUCGUACAGAAAAUUUGGCAAUUCUUUCUUUUUUAAUGGAGAUUCCACUUGGUGUAAGACUGUAACAUUCUUAGCUGGCAAGCGAAAUCAGUGUUAUAAAUAGGUAAUGAGAAGCGUAUGCAAAAGUGAAAUAUAACAAAGUUUUCAACUAAAACAAAAGCAUACAUAAAUAAAGAUAAACUUGUGUACUACAAAUGCACUGCAAUGAAGGCUUAAGAAAGAGCAUACUUGUAUAUUUUGCAAUAAUUCUUUACACUGCAUAUUUGUUUUUACUGAAUUUAUCACUCGAAAUUCGCAUUGUGGUAUAUUAGAUUGUGAUAAUUGUUGAAAAAAUUUAUUCAAAUAUACUUUAUACAAAUAUUUUUUGCAAUGGCAGACACACAAAUGCAUCACGAAAACACAAAUGUACAUUGUAUACUGAAGUGCAACUAUUAGAGAAAAGAUGUAGACAAUUUAAAAAACUUCUAGUUAUUUUUACAACUUUUCACUAGCUACUGUUCUUAUAUUAUGUAUUAUGUUAAAUAAGAUAAACAGGCACAUUAUUAUAUAUAAACAUAUGAAAAAAUAUCGAUUGCAAUUUGUUAAAAUAGCUUAAGUCGACUUACGUUAUUGCGCGCAAUUUGAGUUUUUACGCAAGAAAACGCAACGUAAACUAUAACAUAGCAACGGUAGAUUCAAAUUUCACUAAAACAAAGUAAAUGAAAUGUCCAGAUUUUUACUUGUAGAGAAAUCGUUUAUCUACCUUAAGUUAAGACGACUUAAGGUACAUUAAUAUUUUGACACUUACAUACAUAUAAAUUGCUGAAAGUAAGCAAACGAAAGUAUUAAAUUAUUUAACAGCUGUACACAAAAACUUUCGAAGAAAUACGUUUUAAUUUUAUAUGCAAGAAAGCAGAAACAGUACUCUCGAAAUCAUGUUUACUAAUCGUGCAAUUAUAGAAUUUCAAACAUACAUAUUUAAUAUUUCCUCGAAAUUCAUGAGCUCAGCACGCAAUAAUAAGUAUGUAUAUGUGUAUAAAUGUACAUAUAUACAUACAUAUACCCGAAUGGCUACAAUUGUAAAUAAAAUAUAUUAAAAAGUAAAAUUUUCAAAAAAAA
Zeugodacus cucurbitae (melon fly) is the source of this 3740-nucleotide messenger RNA. RefSeq lists its product as uncharacterized. The transcript has 9 exons. Lineage: Eukaryota; Metazoa; Arthropoda; Insecta; Diptera; Tephritidae. The record is from RefSeq and is a predicted model, not a curated record. The coding region runs from base 301 to 2112 and encodes 603 amino acids.